AAGAGUCGGGUAUCAUUAAGAGUUCAGAUAGUAAACGUGGAAAUGCGAUUAAACAUGAUCAAAUUGGUCAGCUGUGGGUGGCCAAGACUGCUGGCCUUUGUUUGCAUCUUGUGCACGUGUUCCAGCGCAAUACAAGAGUGUACAGAAGACUAUAACCACGCCGGACCCACAACCAAAGACAUAUUAGUGACGUCAUUCUUUUCCGUUGAGUACCAGGCUGAGGAACAUACGUCACAAUGCCGGGUUCGUUACAGCGUUCCCUUGAAUGCAACCGUUUAUCAGGGGAUGAAAGCUGCUCACCAGCAACACGGAGACAACUUCACAUAUGAAUACGACACUUAUAGUCAGUUUGGUCAUCACGUGACGGCAAUCAAUGGGGUGAAAGGUCAUGACACAACUCAUUGGGCCCUACACCACGGAGAUACAUUGGAAGCUGCAGAAUAUGGUGUAGAUCUUCUGCACAUCGAAGCUGAUGAUCUGUAUCUUUGGCGUUAUACAGACUACGAAGAUGGAGAAUUCGACCCGUUUAACUCUACUGGAGAAUGUCAUUCUGCGGUGGAUGAUAUCCUACCAGCUCUCCCUUUCACUGAUGUAGUCGUGUAUCUAUCGGUAUCGACAGAAAACACCGCUUUGUUUACCAACGGGACGUUCGUAUCAAAGGUGUGCAAGCGACUGGUUCUGACAGAGGCGACGUCUACACUGUAUGACGUCACGUUGGCGGCAAAUGAUCAAUCCAUUACAUUGUUUUUAGCUGAAUUGGAUUCCGAAGAUCAUGCUAUCACCCAACUAAAUGGUUUAAUGAAUCAGGGAGGAUACACAUGGAGAAUAUUUGAUGCGGUAUCUCAACAGAUAUUUCCAACAGAUCUGAGUAUCACUACAAUCCAAGAUGGCGGCCACUAUGAAUAUCGCUUCACAGAAGACAAUCUCUAUCCAACUCAACCAUACAAAGAUUUCACAACCGAAUCUAGAUCUGGAAGGUUGUCGAUAGUCUACUUUCAUUAUAUAAUUGCCCUAGUAUCAGUUUUUAUGACAUUAUCAUGAUAAAUGAUGAAUUCAAUGCACAUUAUUGAAAAUAAGACAAUGGUUUAAAAUUUACAAAAUCAUGUCUUGUGCAACAGAGCACAAUCUGUCACUAAACUCAGUUGCCAAUUUGUUUUAGAUGUAUAAUUAUUUGAUGAUCAAAAUAGGCUAAACUAUCUGUUGUAUUUCCAUUGUCGAAGUUGAGUUAAUCAGUUAGCCAGGUAAUGGAUGAAAGAAAAUGGACUAGCAAUCAUGAAAAAUCUCAAACAGUUCUCUCAUUUGGUAUAAUUUUCAUAUAUUUUCCCAUUAACUUUUGCACAAAUUUAAACCUUUCUACUCGUCAUAACCUCCAAACGACCUUUCAAUAAAUAUUUUUUUAUAAUACACUGACAUACAUAUAGACGCUGACAUGAUAAAAUUUAUUAAACUUUGAUCAGUAAAUAACUUUGAUCAGAAAAAUGAGAAUGAUAAUAUACAUUCAUGCUUAGUAAUUUUUCUCAUACCUGGGCAAGUCCCAGAUAUUUGGUCGUUUGGUGUCUCAUACUUUAACCUGUUAACUACUGAAUUACAGGGACACACAAUUCCCAUGAAAAACAGGAUAUUAACAUUGCAUUGUUUUUGUGAGGUCUGAACACAAAUUGAAGUCAAAUGUGUCAUUUUACUUCAUAUUUCGUCUGCUCUAAGCUCUAGUGUUGCCAAUCACUGAAUUCACUGAUCAAACUUACUUAACCGGUUGACUACUGCAUUCUCCAUUUCCCAUAGGCUUAAUACAAAGACCACCCAGUUCCUCCAGGCAAAGCGUUACAAUAGCUCUUUACAGACACAAACUUUGAGAAUAUUUGAAUAAUCUCUUAAGCAUAAAUAAAAUGACACCUUACCAAUAAAAUAAGAAGUAUUUAAUGUUUCAUUUAAAAACAACUAGGGAAAAUCUUCUAUAUACAGUUUAUCAGAUGACUCUUUAUAAGUGUUGUUUAUUCAUUAUGGUACAUAUCACACGACUAUUCACAAGCAGCUGUAUAUUUAAUGUGGUACAAAUAGAUACAAAAUUUGCUACUCUGGCAUAAAAUAUAUCGUCAGUUCAGAGCCAGAGGGGCAUUCACUCAGUGUUAUUAAGAAUGAGUUAGGUCCCUACUGGCUCCAAACAGAUGAUGUAAGAAUUUAAUUCUCCUAAUAAAUUCAUGUAUUCAAGAUUAAGCAUAAUUGAUUAAUCUAUUUUAUUCACAAGAAUAAAAGACAGUGGAAUGUACCUGUAGGAACAAUAUUUUGCCUUUGCUUUGUUAUUACAAUCAAUCUAUGCUGCUGUACAUAAAAGAAUAACGUGCAUCAUUAAAUUCUCAAGAAAUUUAGCUUGAUUUACCUUGAUGAUAAAGUAUAAUAAACUUCUUUGCCACUCAA
Messenger RNA from Strongylocentrotus purpuratus (purple sea urchin), 2415 nucleotides. RefSeq lists its product as uncharacterized. The transcript has 7 exons. NCBI's taxonomy places the organism in Eukaryota, Metazoa, Echinodermata, Echinoidea, Camarodonta, Strongylocentrotidae. The record is from RefSeq and is a predicted model, not a curated record. Gene Ontology annotation, molecular function: cobalamin binding. Gene Ontology annotation, biological process: cobalamin transport. The coding region runs from base 43 to 1041 and encodes 332 amino acids.